Molecule: messenger RNA, 1353 nt
Organism: Blumeria graminis f. sp. triticale
Lineage: Eukaryota; Fungi; Ascomycota; Leotiomycetes; Helotiales; Erysiphaceae
Source: the annotation of a GenBank genome assembly
AUGCUUCUUCAAUCACAAAUAAGGGCUCUUGUCCUGCUCGCCAUCGCAAGCCUAUCCAUCGCAGCACCAUCCCGAAGCCAUGUCGAAAAACGAAGCUUCAAAGUUGCUCGAGUUCCCAACCCAACCUAUAUGGGCCGAACUCCCGGCGCCGGAACCCGUGCUCUCAUCAAGGCUCACCGAAAAUUCCAGUUUGAUCUCCCUCAGGGUCUCCUCGACACCAUGAUGGCAAGCAACGCAGGCGCUGGCGCCAGUGUUGCCAACACCCCACAAAAAGCAGCAACCUCUGCUACCGUGAAAGAGCCCGCAGCCAAGGCUAGCGCUGGUGAUGAUAGUUCAUCCGGUGGAGCUGACGCUCCGUGGACCAACGGCACCGGAAAGGUUACAGCAACCCCCGUCAUGGGCGAUGUCGAAUACCUCUCUCCCAUCAGCAUUGGUGGACAAACUAUCAACAUGGACUUUGACUCAGGCUCUUCAGAUCUAUGGGUAUUUAGCUCUCAACUCCCACCCGCAUCAAUUGGUCAACACACUGUCUACGAUAGCUCAAAGUCCUCAACCUUUGCUCCCAUGGAUGGCGCCACAUUCAAGAUUGCCUAUGGUGAUGGAUCAGGCGCAUCAGGAAACGUUGGAACUGACACUGUAAACAUUGGAGGUGCAACUGUCACUAAACAAACUGUCGAGCUGGCCACUAUGGUCUCCCAAUCAUUCACUGCUGAUACUGGAUCCAAUGGUCUAGUCGGACUCGCAUUUUCUAAAUUGAACACUGUCAAGCCUACCCAACAAAAGACCUUCUUCGACAACAUGAUUCCAAACCUAUCUCAGCCUGUAUUCACGGCUGACUUACGCAGCAAUGCUGUCGGUGCCUACGAAUUUGGCAACAUUGACUCCUCAAAGUACAAUGGCUCCCUCGCCUGGGCUCCUAUCGACUCAAGCAGCGGUUUCUGGCAAUUCUCCUCAACAAAAUUUCAAGUUGCUGACCAAGCUCCCAUCGACGCUCCAAGUGGAAAGGCAAUCGCUGAUACUGGAACCACCCUCAUGCUCACCAGCGCUGCGAUUGUAAACGCCUACUACAGUCAAGUCACUGGUGCAGUUAACGACGCCCAGGUUGGUGGUGUCACAUUCCCGUGCAACUCGGACCUACCAGAUCUCAAGGUAGAUGUUGGAGGAAACUACAUGGCUGUCAUCCGUGGAUCUGAUAUUAACUUUGCUCCAGUUGACAAUGCACGCACUACCUGCUUCGGUGGUGUACAGGCUAUCCAAUCUCCUCUCCAGAUUUACGGAGACAUUAUGUUCAAAUCCCAGUUCGUUGUGUUCAACGGAGGUAACAGCAGUAUCGGAAUGGCACCUCAUCAAUAG